Messenger RNA from Echinococcus granulosus, 1353 nucleotides. RefSeq names its product Succinyl-CoA ligase [GDP-forming] subunit beta. Lineage: Eukaryota; Metazoa; Platyhelminthes; Cestoda; Cyclophyllidea; Taeniidae. The transcript is spliced from 5 exons. Gene Ontology annotation, cellular component: succinate-CoA ligase complex; mitochondrion. Gene Ontology annotation, biological process: tricarboxylic acid cycle; succinyl-CoA metabolic process. The record is from RefSeq and is a predicted model, not a curated record. Gene Ontology annotation, molecular function: ATP binding; succinate-CoA ligase (ADP-forming) activity. The coding region runs from base 1 to 1353 and encodes 450 amino acids.
AUGUCUUUUGGUGCUACUAGGAAAUUGCUUUCGAACUCCCCAAAACUGCUACAGUUUCGUCGUAGCUUUAACUUGCCCGAAUACCAAAGCAAAAUUCUGAUGAAUGAGUACGAUCUUGCUGUGCAGGAUUUUCGCAUAGCAUCGUCUGUUGAAGAAGCGGAGCGCAUAGUUGCGUCGUUUAAACCGAACUUGUAUGUUCUCAAGGCUCAAGUUCAAGCUGGAGGUAGGAAGUUGGGACAUUUCGCUACUGGCGGCGGCAGUGGUAUCCAAUUUACCAAUGAUCCGCAAGAAGUCCCAAUCAUUGUUUCUAAAAUGAUAGGAAAUCGUUUGGUAACGAAGCAAACAACCGCUGAUGGCGUAGUUGUGAAUACCGUAUGUUUUUAUCCCAUUCUUCCUCCUCUUUUCCAAUAUCUUCAUGCGUCUGAUUUUAAGCAGGUCAUGAUCGCUGAUGCUGUCAACUUGAAGAAAGAACGAUAUCUAGCGAUUCUUUUAGAUCGUGAAGCUUGUUGUCCUGUUGUCGUUACUUCUGUUGAGGGUGGUGUUAAUAUUGAAGAUGUUGCGCGCACUAAUCCUGAUACAAUAAAUAGGGAAUUUAUUGAUUUGCAAGAAGGAAUGACUGAUAAAAAAGCCGGGGCCAUUUCAUGUUCCCUUGGUUUUCCUCCUGGCUUCACACAGCACAAGUUCAUGUGCUCUCAGCUGAAGAAUCUGUAUAAUUUAUUCGUGGAUCUCGAUUGUCUUCAGGUUGAGAUCAAUCCACUUGGAGAGAAAGAGGAUGGUUCCCUGGUUAACAUGGAUGCGAAAUUUUCGUUUGAUAACAAUGCGGUGUAUCGUCAGCCGCGAGUGGCGGCACUAGCGGCGCAAUCGCGCAAACUGGACUUGGAGGCGGCGGGAGAGCACUCGUUACUGGCGCUGGAGACCAGUGCGGAGGCUCAUGGCCUCAACUACAUCGGCCUACCCGACGGCACCAUCGGAUGCAUGGUGAACGGCGCUGGACUCGCUAUGGCCACUCUUGAUCUCCUCUCUCUACACCGUGGCAGGGCCGCUAACUUUCUCGAUCUCGGUGGCAAAGCUUCACAGGCUGACGUGGAGUUUGCUCUGCAGACACUUGCCUCUGACGACCGAGUGAAGUGCAUUUUGAUUAACAUCUUCGGAGGCAUCGUGAACUGCCGGAUGGUGGCGGAGGGUAUAGUGGCGGCUUGCCGCCGGCAAAAGCCGCGGGUGCCCCUCGUGGUACGCCUGGAGGGCACAAACUCAACGGAGGGGCGCGAUGUGCUGCGCGCCCCCGGGCUCGAUAUCCACAUCGCUAAAGACAUGGAAGAGGCCGCCAGUAUGGCCUGUGGGCUCACGGAGUAG